AUGGGACAGACUGUCACCACCCCCCUGAGCCUCACGCUUAACCAGUGGUCAGACGUGAAGACACGAGCCAACAAUGAGGGAACCUUUAACCUCAGUCUUAUUUCACAGGUGGAGGGAAAAGUUUUCGCUCCGAGUCCCCAUGGCCACCCGGAGCAGGUCCCAUACAUCGCCGUAUGGAGACUCCUGGCGACAGAACCCCCUCCAUGGGUUAGGCCGUUUCUCUCCCCUCCAGCCCCCCCGGCAGCAGCAGCACUCGCCGAAUCCCGGGGCCGAGGAAGCCGGGUUUGGGACCGCCCCCUGGCCGGCGACCGGCCACUGCCAGGCGCACUUCCACCGUGGCGGUGCGCCGCGACCGGCUCCGGGACGGCUGGGAAGGCCCGGUUUGGGGAAGGUGGCUCGGGAGGGGCGGCGCCACCUAUGGGCGCCGAGCCACCCCGCCACGAGUGUUACAGCCCCUCCACAGCAUCACCACUCCCUCUCACCCCUCCUACCUCCUCCCUUUACCCUGUUCUCCCACGAAAGGAUCCCCCUAAGAGGACCCACCGCCAUACCCGGGGAAUCAGGCGCCGGAGGGACCGGCGGCCCCUGCAGCAGCGCCGGAGGGACCGGCAGUCCCCUGCAGCAGCCCCCGAACAGCCUCUACAGAGAGAGCAGGAGGAUGAGGCUCUGGCUCCCUCCCCAAUUGCCGGUCGCCUAGGAGGAAGGCGCGACGAACCAGCUAAAGAAUCCAGGGCCUUCCCCCUUCAGGAGGGCCCUAAUCACCAGCUCCAAUACUGGCCAUUUUUGGCCUCUGAUCUUUACAACUGGAAGCAGGUUCCAGGAGACGAUGGAAGACCCACCCAAUUGCCUAAUAUCAUUGAUGCAGCCUUUCCCCUCACCCGCCCGAACUGGGACUUCGCGACCCCAGAAGGUAGGGAGCACCUACGUCUCUAUCGCCAGUUGCUCUUGGCGGGUCUCCGAGGGGCUGCUAGACGCCCUACCAAUUUGGCUCAGGUUAGGAAUGUGAUCCAGGGAAAGGAGGAGAUGCCGGCAGCGUUCUUGGAAAGACUUAGAGAGGCUUAUAGGAUGUAUACCCCGUACGAUCCGGAAGAUCCAGGACAGGCGCCGGGUGUCAUCUUGUCUUUCAUCUAUCAGUCAAGUCCAGAUAUAAGUGCCAAGUUACAGAGACUAGAAAGAUUGCAUUCAUUCAGUUUGUCAGAUUUAUUGAGAGAGGCAGAGAAAGUGUUUAAUAAGAGAGAAACUCCCGAAGAGCGGGAGGAGAGGAUGUGGCAGAGGCGAGAAGAGAGAGAUAAAAAACGUCAUAGGGAAAUAAGUAAAGUCCUGGCCACUGUAAUGUCUCAGGGACAGGUCAGAGAGGGAGUUAGGACAGGAGAUCAAAGAAGGACACCGCUUGACAAAGACCAGUGUGCUUACUGUAAAGAGAGAGGACAUUGGGCUCGUGACUGAUCAAAGAAGCCUCAAGGGUCUCGGAGAACUAAGCCAAGGGCCACGGACCUCCUCAAUCUGGAGGAUUAGGGAGGUCAAGGCCAGGAGCCCCCUGAGCCUAGGAUAACUCUCAAGAUUGGGGGGCAGCAAGUGACCUUCCUAGUGGACACCGGGGCUCAACAUUCAGUCCUGACCCAUACCGGAGGCUCUCUCAGUGACCGCACAGCUUUGGUCCAGGGGGCCACAGGUAGCAGGAGGUAUCGAUGGACCACCGAGAGAAAGGUGCAGCUGGCAUCUGGACAGGUAACCCUUUUUUUGCAUAUACCCGAUUUCAUUUACCUGGGUUACACCUUAGAGGGAGGACAGAGAUGGCUCACGAAAGCAAGAAAGGAGGCCAUACUCUCCAUACCCCCUCCAGGGAACCCCCGCCAGGUGUGGGAGUUUCUAGGUACUGCCGGCUACUGCCGCCUCUGGAUCCCAGGUUUUGCCGAGAUGGCUGGCCCUCUGUAUCCUCUCACCAAGCCCGGGAUCAUGUUCCACUGGGGAGAGGAGCAACAACAGGCCUUUCAACGAAUUAAGAGAACCUUGCUUGAGUCACCAGCUCUUGGCCUACCAGAUCUGACUAAGCCCUUUGAACUGUUCGUGGACGAGAACUCAGGCUUUGCAAAAGGAGUGCUGGUACAGAGACUGGGGCCAUGGAAGAGACCUGUAGCUUAUCUAUCCAAGAAAUUAGACCCGGUAGCUGCAGGAUGGCCCCCCUGUCUGCGCAUGGUAGCUGCCAUUGCUGUUUUGCUCAAGGAUGCAGGGAAACUGACUUUGGGACAGCCAUUAACUGUGUUAUCCUCCCAUGCGGUGGAAGCUCUGGUCCGACAGCCCCCAGAUAGAUGGCUCUCAAAUUUCAGGAUGACCCACUACCAGGCUCUGUUGUUAGACACAGACUGAGUGGUGUUCGGACCAGUUGUCUCCCUCAAUCCUGCAACCCUGCUGCCCUUGCCAGACCCAUCCGAGGAGCACAAUUGCCUCCAGAUUCUGGCGGAGGCCCAUGGCACCCGCUCCGACCUAACAGAUCAACCGCUGUCGAACCCAGAUUUUAUCUGGUUCAUGGAUGGGAGCAGCUUCCUCCAAGAAGGAGAACAGAGGGCCGGAGCAGCCGUCACCACCGAAUCAGAGGUACUUUGGGCCUCACCACUGCCGCCUGGAACAUCGGCCCAAAGAGCAGAGCUGAUCACGCUGACCCAGGCCUUCCGGAUGGUGGAAGGUCCUCCUACAGGUGACUUCCAGCUGCCCUGCUUGUGCCCAAGUUAA
Messenger RNA from Peromyscus maniculatus bairdii (prairie deer mouse), 2730 nucleotides. The record is from RefSeq and is a predicted model, not a curated record. NCBI's taxonomy places the organism in Eukaryota, Metazoa, Chordata, Mammalia, Rodentia, Cricetidae.